GCGCCGCCUACCCCGCCCGGCUCAGCCCCGCCGGUCCUUUCGAUCAGCCCGACGCCUCCAGUCAAAGGUCGAGCGUCGACCGUGUACCGCGCGACGACGCCCUCGGGCGCCAAAGUCGUCGUCAAGUACGGUCACGACCUGCUCGCCGCCGCGCGAGAGGCGGACGAGGUCUUUGUCAACCUGCCCGGCGGCGGCGGGCUCCCGAUCCCGACCUUCUGGGGCAUCUUCGAGGGCAACGUCGAGCCGGAUCAGCCGAGGAGUCUCGUCAUGGUGCUCGAGGACUGCGGCGAGCCGAUCGAGGGCGGGUUCCAGUCGCUCUCGAAGGACGAACGGCGAAAGCUGUACAACGCGCUGGACGCGUUCCACAGCAUCCACUUCCAGCACGGCUCCUUCUCCCCCUCGUCCAUCGUCGCCCAGCCCCUCCCGCCCUCGUCCACGUCCACCUCGCCGAGCGACGUCAAGGAGAAUCGCAAGCUCACGAUCGUCGGGUACUCGCAGGCCGAGUGGCACCUGUGUCCCGGCCCGCACGAGUGCAAGGAGCUCGUCGAGGCGAGGCGGGCGCUCGGGCUCCGCGAGGAGGACGUAGCGAUGGAGCAGCAGCCGGCGUCGGCGAGCGAGACAGACUGAAACUCGUCGAGUAUCUCACGG
This is a messenger RNA of Rhodotorula graminis WP1, 648 nucleotides long. RefSeq lists its product as uncharacterized. Lineage: Eukaryota; Fungi; Basidiomycota; Microbotryomycetes; Sporidiobolales; Sporidiobolaceae. The annotation marks the transcript as partial. The record is from RefSeq and is a predicted model, not a curated record. The transcript has 2 exons.